This is a messenger RNA of Talaromyces atroroseus, 1359 nucleotides long. RefSeq lists its product as hypothetical. Gene Ontology annotation, molecular function: ammonium channel activity. Gene Ontology annotation, cellular component: plasma membrane. NCBI's taxonomy places the organism in Eukaryota, Fungi, Ascomycota, Eurotiomycetes, Eurotiales, Trichocomaceae. Bases 1 to 1359 code for a protein of 452 amino acids. Gene Ontology annotation, biological process: ammonium transmembrane transport. The record is from RefSeq and is a predicted model, not a curated record. The transcript has 3 exons.
AUGGACUCGGUUCUGGAAGCGUGGGAGGCUUGCUCCAAAAUUGACACCCUCUUCAUUCUCGUCUGCUGUGUAUUCUGCUGGCCUAUUAUUCCUGCUGUUGGGUUGGGUUAUUCUGGCUAUUCGACUCGUCGCAGUGGGCUUGCUUCAUUUUAUCCUGGUCUUAUUGCAAUUAUCGUCUGCACAGUUCAGUGGUGGAUCAUUGGAUACUCAUUGGCGUACGGCGAGGGCAACUCGAUAAUUGGGGGAUUUGAGAAAGUCUUUCAUCGUGGAGUUCUAGCAGAACCAAUUGGGUCCAUUCCUGAGAUACUUUUCUCGGAAUUCCAGUUGAUCUUCUGCGCAACUGUUUGUGCCAUCGCCGUUGGCGGGGCCUGUGAGCGCGGACGUUUGCUUCCUCUAUUCCCAUUUUGCUUCUUGUGGAGUACUUUCGUUUACGAACCUCUUGCGCAUAUGGUGUGGUCAGAAAAUGGCUUCUUGGGUAAUAUCGGAGUGCUCGAUUUUGCGGGUGGCACUCCUGUUCACAUAUGCAGCGGCGCAAGUGCCACGGCUCUUAGUAUUUAUCUAUCCUACCCCCUCUUUCGCUCUCGAAAAUCCACCGUUCGUACUCCCCAGCAUCUGAAAUUGCAUCGACCGCAUAAUAGCAUCUGCCAGUUAUUAGCGUUGGUAAUUAUCUGGAACGCCUGGCUGGCUUUUGAUGCUGGCACCACUUUGUCAUUGAACUUCAAGAGCGUGAUGGCUGCCUGCGUGACCAACAUUUGUGCUGCUGCCGGUGCUCUGACCUGGUCUUGCAUAACCUACUAUGAGUCGGGGACCUGGAGUCUCGAUAGUACAUUCAUGGGUGCAAUCUCGGGCCUCGUUCUCAUCACGCCAAGUGCCGGCUUCGUGGAUAUGACCACUGCAUUUUUCAUUGGUGUACUGGGUGCGGUGGUAUGCCGACAGGCCCUUCGCAUUAAGUUCACAAAACGUGCUGCCAUGUGGCGCUGGGUGGAUAACGGAGACACCUUUGCUACUCACUGUAUCGGUGGAUUUCUUGGAACUAUUGUCACUGGUCUCUUUGCACAGCGUGAAGUCGCUGCCUAUGAUGGAUUCACUGUCAUUAAAGGAGGAGUUUUCUUUGAUGGAAACUGGGAACAACUCGGUAUCCAGAUCCUCGAAGCGCUGAUAGGCUUUUCUUGGAGUUUCAUGGGAAGUUACAUCAUAUAUGCUUUGAUUGAUUGUGUCCCUGGGUUUGAAGUACUCGCAAAGGAUAGUGAGGUGAUAUCUGGAAUGGAUGCUUCUCAAAUGGACGAGUCGCUAUACGAAGCUCAAUGGGAAACGGAAGCAGACUAUCAUCCUUUCGAAGGUUCUGUGAGACUGGAAUAG